AUGGCGUGUCCGCGGUUGCCGUGGAGCCGGCAGAACAGACAGCAGGAGCUAGACGUACGCCAGCUAGUCCGGCAUGUGACAGGCCUGCAGGACGAGGCGGACCCCAACUUCCAGCUCUCUCUGCACUUCGCCUGGUCCAACUUCAGGUUUCAUCGUUUCUUGGAUGUCAACAGCCACCAGGUACAAAAGACCAUUGAAAGAAUUUAUGAAAAGUUUGUCAUUCAUUCUGAUCUCAACAAAGCUGCUAGUUGGAAGAGAUUAACUGAGGAAUUUCUAAAUGCGUCACUUCCAAGCAUAAAGGAACUAAAGACAGAUGCUCACUAUUCCAUCCUGUCGUUCCUUCUGUGUCUCUCUGAGUCUCCUUCAAACCACAAUUACGUGGAAACACCAAGAGAGAAGGAAGUCGGAAAGAAAGAUGAUUUUGACUGGAGAACAUAUUUGAUGGAAGGCGAAGAAAUGGACUUUGUUCCAAGUGUAAAUUCACCAAGCUGGUCUGAAGAAAGUGAAGGCGAAGAUGAUCAACAGCCUUUAAACAGAGAGGACUCUGGGAUCCAGGUGGACAGGACACCAUUAGAAGAACCAGAUCAAAAGAGAAAACCGGGGCCCGGAGUCAGCUGGAAAGAUGAGACAGAUGACCAGAACUGGCUGGAAGAGCAUGUGGUUCUACGGUACUGGACGACCAGGCCUGUAGGGUUUCCUCACAGUUUACAUUUGCACUCUAAUUUAGCGGCUGUCUGGGAUCAGCACUUGUAUAGCAGUGACUCAUUGUAUGUUCCCGAUGACAGAGUGUUUGUUACGGAGACUCAGGUUAUUCGGGAAACUUUAUGGUUACUUUCAGGUGUCAAAAAUCUCUUUAUAUUUCAGUGGACAGAUGGGAAGAUAACUGUGAGAAACAAUAUUGUAGUAACUCAUUUAACACAUAGCUGUUUACGAUCAGUGCUGGAACAAAUAGCGGCAUAUGGCCAGGUUGUGUUCCGGCUCCAGGAGUUCAUCGAUGACGUCAUGAGGCACAGUUCUGACAGCGCACUCCCUGGGAACUGUUCCAUUCCAAAGAAGUCUGCCAAAGCUCCCUUUAGGACCUACCAGGCUUUCAUGUGGGCCCUGUACAAGUAUUUCAUUAGUUUUAAAGAAGAACUUACAGAAAUUGAGAAGUCUAUCAUCAGUAAUGAUACUACGAUAACCCUUUCUAUAGUGGUGGACCGGUUAUCGCCACGACUGGCACAGCUCAAGGUUCUGCACAAAAUAUUCAGCACCGGAGUAGCGGAAGUUCCACCGGACACACGAAAUGUUGUUCGGGCAUCUCACCUCCUCAACACACUGUACAAGGCCAUCCUGGAGUAUGACAGUGCUGGAGAGGCUUCUGAGAAAACUGUCUCCCUUUUGUUUUCCCUCUGGGUGGAAACUGUGAGGCCCUACCUGCAGACUGUGGACGAGUGGAUAGUGCACGGACACCUAUUAGACUGCGCCAAGGAAUUCAUCAUCCAGAGAAACAAAAAUGUUCCAGUAAAUCACAGAGACUUUUGGUAUGCCACUUACACGUUGUAUAGCGUAUCAGAAAAGAGUAAAAAUGAAGACAGAUUGAGUGAUAACGCUAGCGCGAGUUCUGGCAGUGACCAGGGACCGUCCAGCAGGCAGCAUACCAUGGUGUCCUUCCUCAAACCUGUCCUCAAGCAGAUCAUCAUGGCCGGCAAGUCGAUGCAGCUGCUCAAGAACCUACAGUGCGUGGAGAGCGCCAGCUGCCAUGCUGCAGCGAGAGAUGCAGAGAGAAAAAGUUUAUAUAACCUUUUUUUGGAAUCUGUGCAAUCCCGUCUCCGGCAAGGAGAAGAUACUACUCCACCAGGUCUUAGUGAACUGCAGGCCACCAAAGAGAGCCUCAUUCAGAUGCAGUCCAUUGCUGAAAGACACCUCGUACCGGACGACGUGCCUGACCCACUGCUGGCAAUAAACUUCGCAAGGUUGUAUUUGGAGCAGAGUGACUUUCAUGAGAAGUUUGCUGGAGGUGAUAUCUGUGUGGAUAGAUCGUCCGAAUCUGUGACGUGCCAGACUUUUGAACUAACGCUGAGAUCUUGCCUCUACCCUCAUAUCGAUAAACAAUACUUAGAUUGCUGUGGAAAUCUCAUGCAAACAUUAAAAAAAGACUACAGGUUGGUAGAAUACUUGCAGGCCAUGAGAAAUUUUUUCUUAAUGGAAGGUGGUGAUACCAUGUAUGACUUCUACACAUCAAUUUUUGAUAAAAUAAGAGAAAAGGAAACCUGGCAGAAUGUGUCUUUUCUCAAUGUCCAACUCCAGGAAGCAGUGGGACAGCGUUAUCCCGAAGACAGUUUACGUCUGUCUAUAUCUUUUGAAAAUGUUGACACAGCCAAGAAGAAACUUCCUGUUCAUAUGUUAGAUGGUCUGACCCUGAGCUACAAGGUGCCAUGGCCUGUGGACAUUGUUAUAAGUUUGGAAUGUCAAAAAAUUUACAAUCAGGUGUUCCUUCUUUUAUUGCAAAUCAAGUGGGCUAAAUAUAGUCUGGAUGUUUUACUAUUUGGUGAGCUGGUUAGCGCUUCGGAAAAACCACAACUGAAAGAAGGACUUUCACGUGAACAAGACAGGAAUGCGCCGUUUGGACCACAGAAGGAAUCUGUACGACAGCAGAUUCAUCGGAUGUUUCUCUUAAGAGUGAAGCUCAUGCAUUUUGUGAACAGCUUGCACAACUACAUCAUGACCAGGAUUCUUCACAGCACAGGGCUGGAGUUCCAACAUCAAGUCGAGGAAGCCAAGGAUUUAGAUCAGUUGAUUAAAAUUCACUAUAGAUACUUGUCUACCAUCCAUGAUCGAUGUCUGCUAAGAGAAAAGGUUAGCUUUGUUAAAGAAGCCAUCAUGAAGGUGUUGAAUUUGGCACUGAUGUUUGCAGAUGGAUGGCAAGCAGGCCUAGGGGCUUGGAAGAUGGAAUCUAUCGAGAAGAUGGAGUCCGAUUUUAAAAAUUGCCAUAUGUUUCUUGUAACUAUUUUGAACAAAGCUGUCUGCAGAGGAUCCUUUCCCCACUUGGAGUCUUUAGCACUGUCACUCAUGGCUGGCAUGGAGCAAAGUUAG
This is a messenger RNA of Chrysochloris asiatica (Cape golden mole), 3075 nucleotides long. RefSeq names its product tubulin, gamma complex associated protein 5 (gene TUBGCP5). Gene Ontology annotation, biological process: cytoplasmic microtubule organization; microtubule nucleation; meiotic cell cycle. The transcript is spliced from 23 exons. Bases 1 to 3075 code for a protein of 1024 amino acids. The record is from RefSeq and is a predicted model, not a curated record. Gene Ontology annotation, cellular component: centrosome; equatorial microtubule organizing center; gamma-tubulin complex. Gene Ontology annotation, molecular function: gamma-tubulin binding; microtubule minus-end binding. NCBI's taxonomy places the organism in Eukaryota, Metazoa, Chordata, Mammalia, Afrosoricida, Chrysochloridae.